This is a messenger RNA of Helobdella robusta, 408 nucleotides long. RefSeq lists its product as hypothetical. The record is from RefSeq and is a predicted model, not a curated record. NCBI's taxonomy places the organism in Eukaryota, Metazoa, Annelida, Clitellata, Rhynchobdellida, Glossiphoniidae. Bases 1 to 408 code for a protein of 135 amino acids. The transcript has 2 exons.
AUGAAUUUUUUCAUAUUCCUGGCGAUAAUUGGCGAAUUUGUGAAAACGGACGGGUUGAAAUCAUGGUGCGAUCAAAUGGAGCAGUUGUGUUUUUUCACCUUCGGCAUGAAGAAAUACGUGUCCAACAUAAACGAAGCCCACGAGUUAUGCGUGAAAGAGGAUGCAGCUAGCAAGGAGUUGGACAUGUACAACAAAUACAUCCUCUACAGCGUCAUCAGAUACCUGGAAACGACGGAGUUCAACAAGAAAGUUAGCAGUCCGCCCUUCUAUUUUAUCGUCAAAAGUUGGCAUGACAAUCGCCAACCAUGUAGCAGACCUGCCGUGAAUUACGAUGUUUAUGACACGACUUUCUUCUGCCCUGAUAGCUCCAUUACAAAGUUCAACGUUGUCUGCAUGAUGAGUAUGUAG